UAAUAAGGAAGGAUCAUUGUUAGGUUUUAUUAAUAUACUUAAAAAGCAGAGCUUCCUUUAAAAAUACGUAGCUAAGUAAUGAACAAAAAGUCUUUGCAGAAUAACAGUGGAAUUCAUUGUAUUCUCUGGCACCAUGUUUCCAGUAACUGGACUUGCUUUAGAUUGCUGGAAAAUUUAUAAUAGAUGUUGAUUGAGGUAUAAUACUGCUACAGCAAGCACUGCUCCAGGAGCUUCAUGGAAAAUGUGAAAACAUGAGAUGAAAUCCCAGCUCUGCGGUGGGCAAAACUCCCACCACCUUAAUUGUGUCCAACUUUUCAUUCAGUGGUUUUGGACUCGUCAGAAGAUUCACAAAUGUUCUAUGGGACCACAUUGACCAUUCAGCCUUCAAGAUCACUGGAGCUAUAAAUGAUAUUAACUGUGUACAUAAGGUUUUGCAUGAUCGAGACCACAGUGCGCAGACAGAAGCCAAAAUAAAGAAUAGGGUGUCAUCCAUUUAUUUGGAGUUGUACUUGUGCGAAUAAGAGUAGAAUUAGGUUUUACAGUGCUACACUUAGUGUUAUUUACCUCAGUCAGACUUCUUGAGGGGAAAAAAAUUACCAGGUAGCUAGCACUGAAGUGGAAUGAGUGCAAUAACAUGACUUUCCUUUGCCCAGAUGCUCCCUUUACGCUCACAUGAUUUCUUAUAUCAGUUCAAUUUCUCAUAGCAUGUUUGCCUACAGUUGAGAUCUCCAAAUGAUACGUGAUUGCAAAAUCUGAACAACUCUUUCAAACCUUCCUAAUAGAAGACAAAGAAAUGGUUAAUGCAUGGUUUGCUGAGAGAGUUCACACCAUCCCAGUCUGCAAGGAGGGAACCAAGUCCCAGAGUGAAUCCUGUGCUUGUCACCAGCCUGUCUGUGCAGAGACCACCAACCCCGGGACCCCAGUGAGGAAAAUCUCUGCUUCUGAAUUUGAUAGACCCUUACGGCCAAUUUUUGUCAAGGACUCCGUAGGAGCAGUGAGCUUCCUCUCUGGCUCUGAAAAGAAGGAACAGAUGCCUCUGCAAUCUCCAAGAAUCGAGACCAGUGCAGGGGAUCAGUGCUCAAGACUAUUAGAACUUGUGAAAGAUAUUUCUAGUCACUUAGAUGUCACAGCGCUGUGCCAUAAAAUUUUCCUGCAUAUUCAUGAGCUUAUAGCAGCCGAUCGCUAUUCCCUCUUCUUGGUCUGUGAGGACAGCUCUAAUGAGAAGUUUCUUGUAAGCCGACUGUUUGACGUAGCAGAAGGCUCUACCCUGGAAGAAGCUUCCAACAGCUGCAUUCGCCUGGAGUGGAAUAAGGGCAUUGUUGGGCAUGUGGCAGCUAUAGGCCAACCUCUGAACAUCAAGAAUGCUUAUGAGGAUCCAAGAUUCAAUGCAGAAGUUGACCAGAUCACAGGGUAUAAGACUCAGAGUAUUCUCUGUAUGCCAAUAAAGAAUCAUAGGGAAGAGGUUGUUGGUGUGGCUCAAGCAAUCAAUAAGAAAUCUGGAAUUGGCGGCACUUUCACGGAACAAGAUGAAAAGGAUUUUGCCGCAUAUUUGGCAUUUUGUGGAAUUGUUCUUCACAACGCUCAAUUGUAUGAGACAUCUUUGCUUGAGAACAGGCGUAAUCAGGUGCUUCUUGAUCUUGCCAGUCUGAUUUUUGAAGAGCAGCAGUCUUUGGAAGUGAUUCUGAAGAAGAUAGCUGCCACUAUAAUAUCCUUCAUGCAAGUGCAGAGGUGCACCAUCUUCAUAGUGGAUGAAGAUAGUACUGAUUCAUUUUCUAGUGUGUUUCACAUGGAAUCUGAGGAGUUAGAAGAUUCAGCUGAAAAUCUGAAGAGGGACUGUGAUACAAACAAAAUCAAUUAUAUGUAUGCUCAGUAUGUCAAGAACACAAUGGAGCCUCUCAACAUCCCAGAUAUCUACAAAGACAGAAGAUUUCCCUGGACAAAUGACAAUGCAGAAAAUGUAAGUCAACACAUAAAGAGUUUGCUGUGUACACCAAUAAAAAAUGGGAAAAAAAAUAAAGUGAUAGGGGUUUGCCAACUUGUGAAUAAGAUGGAAGAAAACUCGGGCAAAAUCAAGGCUUUCAACAGAAAUGAUGAACAGUUCCUGGAAGCAUUCGUCAUCUUUUGUGGCUUGGGCAUUCAGAAUACACAGAUGUACGAAGCUGUAGAAAGAGCCAUGGCCAAACAAAUGGUGACAUUGGAGGUUCUCUCAUACCAUGCUUCUGCUGCUGAGGAGGAAACGAGGGAGCUGCAGGUAACAGUGGCUGCUGUAGUACCAUCCGCACAAUCUCUUAACCUAACUGACUUCAACUUCAGUGAUUUUGAGCUAUCAGAUUUUGAAACAACACUGUGUACAAUACGAAUGUUCACAGACCUCAACCUGGUGCAAAAUUUCCAAAUGAAACAUGAGGUUCUCUGCAGAUGGAUUUUAAGUGUAAAGAAAAAUUACCGGAAAAAUGUUGCUUAUCACAAUUGGAGACAUGCCUUUAAUACAGCACAGUGCAUGUUUGCUGCUUUAAAAUCUGGUAAAAUUCAGAGCAAACUGACUGAUUUAGAAACACUGGCUUUGCUGAUAGCAACUCUAAGCCAUGAUUUGGAUCACAGGGGAGUGAACAACUCUUACAUACAGAGAAGUGAACAUCCACUGGCUCAACUGUAUUGCCACUCCAUCAUGGAGCAUCAUCAUUUUGAUCAAUGCCUUAUGAUCCUGAAUAGUCCAGGAAAUCAGAUUCUCAGCAGCCUUUCCAUUGAAGAAUACAAGGCCACACUGAAAAUGAUAAAACAAGCCAUUCUUGCCACAGACCUAGCACUAUACAUAAAGAGGAGAGGAGAAUUUUUUGAACUUCUAAGGAAGAAGCAAUUUAAUUGGGAAGAUCCUACACAGAAGGAGCUAUUUUUAGCAAUGCUGAUGACUGCCUGUGAUUUAUCAGCCAUAACCAAACCAUGGCCAGUUCAGCAACGGAUUGCUGAGCUUAUAGCUACUGAAUUCUUUGACCAAGGAGAUAAAGAGCGGAAGGAACUCAACAUAGAACCAACAGAUCUAAUGAACAGAGAGAAGAAAAAUAAAAUUCCCAGCAUGCAGGUUGGAUUCAUAGAUGCUGUUUGUUUGCAGCUGUAUGAGGCCCUAACGCAUGUGUCAGAGGCCUGCUACCCUUUACUGGAUGGCUGUAGAAAAAAUAGGCAGAAAUGGCAAUCCUUAGCUGAACAACAAGAGAAGAAUCUGAUUAAUGGAGAAAGCAAUCAAGCCAAACGGAACUGAGAUGCUGAUUUAACAACCACAAGCUUGAGGUCACAUAGAAAACAUAGUAAUAGGGAAGGUCUGCAUUUUGCUAAACACUGUAUGAAUUUGGCUUAUGUUUUGCCACUGCUGUAUUAUUUUUCCACAUUUCAAGAUAUAGCAUGACCAUGUAUAUGCCACGGUUAUACAAAGAUAGUGUGUUUCUUUUAUUACGUCUGAUGGAGAUGGAGAAAGAUCUGCAAGUGUAGUUUUUGCUGUCUUAUUCCAUGAGAAGGUACGAGUGCAGUUACUCGACUGUCCCCGAGAACCUAUUACUUUACAGAUGUAUAUAGUUGUUUAAUGAUCAUGUUGUGGCCAGUAUCUUAAAGACUACUGCAUUUCAUAUCUUUUUUCCUCUUCCAGUCUUCUUCUGUUACAUUAUAAAAGUAACGAGCAGUCUUGCCUGUUCUCUUCCCAGAGGUUCAGAGGAAAGACUGGGACUACCUCUGGGGAGCCUAAUCCAGUAUAUACUAUGCUAACCUUUUUCAGGAGACCGAAGUAGGCUUUAGAGUGAAAAAGUCUCAGAAUCUGUGCACCCAGUAGUUUUUUUUCUCACUAGAGGAAUAUCUUAGCAAAUGUCUUACAUUUAGAGAAAUAAAAGAAAACCCCAAACCUGUGAAUUUCUAGGCAAUAGGGGUCUUAGGAAUUUUGUGGUAGGAGUGUCAUAAAUAUCCAUGAGUAAUGAAAACUACUUGAAGGUCAAUGAAAUGUCACAAGAUAACUGACAGAAAGAACGGCUCCCAUAGAAAGCUGCAAGAAGCACACAAAGAAAUGGUAACUAACCGAGAUCAUUUUUGUAUGCUGGUUUUAACUUCCUUUGGAAGUUGAAUUUAACAUCAUCAUAAACAACAGACUGAAUCAUGGGCAAGAACAGUAGAAGAGAAUAUAACUGCAAGAGCAGAGAUGAAAGAGAUGAAUCGGAAUGAUGCAGAAAUGGUGACACGUCUGGUGACUAUCAAUGACUGAUUCUUGAGGCCAGUGCUAUUAUGAAAUGGCUAUGACCACUUCAAGUUUUAUGCUAACACCUUUUUAAAAUCAUUUUUAUCGUUAGUUAAUGUUAAGAAUGAUUAAUCACAAUGUCUUAAAGAAAUAGGAGAAAAAGAAUACCGAAAGCAAAACCAGCCAAAAGUGCUACAGGGAUUUGCCAUUUGUAUUUGAGGCAUUAACAUUCAGAAAAGUAAGAAAUCUAUUAACUUGCACUAGUAAAAAAGGUAACAUUGGUAUUUUAUUUAAAUGAAGAUGACUAAUAAAAAUUAUCUUGAAUUGGGAGGCAAUUCAAGAUAAUAUACACAUUAGACAAACCCCAAGGUACACGGUAUGCCGACAGUCUGCAGCAUUUCUGGCAACCCCAGUUAUUUGUCUCUGAUUAAAUGCUAUCUGAAACUUAAUGACUACCAAUAUUAUAAUUACUAUUAUAAUAUUAUGCAAUAUUAUUGCAGCUGAAUUUGAAAAAAAUUUCUACAAAAUAUUUCUCAUUAUUUUUAUCCAGAUU
This is a messenger RNA of Strigops habroptila (Kakapo), 4766 nucleotides long. It is a transcript of the gene PDE5A, whose product is annotated as phosphodiesterase 5A. Gene Ontology annotation, molecular function: protein binding; 3',5'-cyclic-GMP phosphodiesterase activity. The coding region runs from base 794 to 3256 and encodes 820 amino acids. Lineage: Eukaryota; Metazoa; Chordata; Aves; Psittaciformes; Psittacidae. The record is from RefSeq and is a predicted model, not a curated record. Gene Ontology annotation, biological process: signal transduction. The transcript is spliced from 21 exons.